Leucoraja erinaceus (little skate) is the source of this 5009-nucleotide messenger RNA. RefSeq names its product circularly permutated Ras protein 1. The transcript has 19 exons. Gene Ontology annotation, biological process: COPII-coated vesicle cargo loading; endoplasmic reticulum to Golgi vesicle-mediated transport; intracellular protein transport. The record is from RefSeq and is a predicted model, not a curated record. Gene Ontology annotation, molecular function: zinc ion binding; SNARE binding. The coding region runs from base 2679 to 4799 and encodes 706 amino acids. Gene Ontology annotation, cellular component: endoplasmic reticulum exit site; COPII vesicle coat. NCBI's taxonomy places the organism in Eukaryota, Metazoa, Chordata, Chondrichthyes, Rajiformes, Rajidae.
UGGGUAUCAAAAAUAAGAGGGCAUGGGUUUAAGGUGAAAGGAAGGGGUUUUAAAGGGAAUUUGAAUGGAACAUUUUUUUACAGAGUGGUUGAUAUUGACCACUGCCAAUCAUUACAUUUAAUGGACUUUUGGACUGGCUGAGAGGAUACAGACCUAAUGUGAGCAAAAGGGAUGAGUGUAGAUGGACUAAAAGGAUAGCAUGGUGAUAGUGGGCUGAAGGGCCCUUUUCUGUGCUGUAGAACUCUAUGAUUCUGAAUACAUAGGACAUUGAGCCCUCCAGCACAAGGAGCAGGUGCUUUGGCCCACAAUGUCUGUGCCGAGCAUGAUGCCAAGAUGAACUCAUCUCAUCUGCCUGCAAAUGACCCAUAUUUCUCCAUCCCUAGCAUACAUCCACGUGCCUAUAUCAAAGCUUCCUAAACGCCAUUAUUGCAUAUCUACCACCACCACCAUCAGCCCUGGCAGUGUGCUCUUGGCUCCUUACCACCCUCUGUGUAUAAAACCUGCCAUGCACAUCUCCUUUAAACUUUGCCCCUCUCGUCUUAAAGCUAUGAAGCUUUACGUAGAUUGACAAAAUGGGUCUUAUCGCUUUUUAAAAUUCUCUCUGUAGAAUUUCUGCAGAAUUCUAUUGAAAGCAGAUGCUAAAAUGGCAUAGACCUGUGCUGGUGAUAGUUAUUAGUUACUGAUGCAUGGCAAGUAAAGGUCACUGUUGCAGAACCUGCGUACCAACGCGUGCAUGAAGUGAUAAACACAUUUCUCAAAGACAAGAUUUGGUUAAAAAUAUCUUCACGGCAAUAUAAACCCAACUCUCCAAACCCGUCUCCAUCCAGAAGUACAUCCAUUUGUCAUUUCUAUCCAAAGAGGCUGCUUAUUUUAGUAUACUUUCCAGGUAACAUGCUUGCAGUGUAACUGUUCAUUGAAUUAUAACUUUUCUAUUUAAUUUCGGUAAUACUGUGUUGAAAUGGGCCCUUUGGACCAACUUGCCCACGCCGUCCAACAUGUCCUAUCUACACUAGUCCCACCAGCCUAUGUUUGGCCCAUAUCCCUCUAAACCUGUCCUAUCCAUGUACAUCUCUAAAUGUUUCUUAAACGUUGCAAUAGUACCUGCCUCAACUACCUCCUCUGGCAGUUUGUUCCGUACACCCACCACCACCCACCAACUUGAAAAAGGUACUCCUCAGGUUCCUGUUAAAUCUAUUCCCCGUCACAUAAAACCUAUGGGGCCAAGGAAAGAGCGUUCACGUCACGGCCCUGUUUCCACCAAUCUUUCCACCACCCCCAACAAGAAGUGCAGGACAGACACCAUUGUAUGCAGAUGCCAAGAAGUGUGUUCAGCCCUGGUUGAACGUUGAAAUCUUGUGUGUAGACUCGAUAAGAAGAAGACCUAAAACAUAUGCCCUCUGGUUCUCAAUUCACCUACUCUGGGCAAAAGACCCUGAGCUUUUACCCAAACUAUUCCUCUCAUGAUUUUGCACGCCUCUGUAAGAGGUUAUAGGUAUUAACUUUUUCUCAAUUUCCUCCAUCAUUUAAAAAUUUCAUUUAGAUUACCUUUAAGGUACCAGGGCUUGAGGGCCUAAACUAUAUGCAGUGGUUGAGCAGGCUAGGACAUUAUUCCUUGGAGCGUAGGAGGAUGAGGAGUGAUCUUAUAGAGAUGUAAAAGUGCAUGAGCGGACUAGCUAGGGUAGAUACACAGUCUUCUACCCAGGGUAGGGGAAUCAAGAACCAGACGAUAUAGGUUUAAGUUGGGAUGGGGAAAGAUCUAAUAGGAAUCUGAGGGGCAACUUUUUCACACGGAGGGUGAAGGGAAUAUGGAACGAGCUGCCAGAGGAGAUAGUUAAGGAAUGCCAUAAGUUGAGGCACAAUACCUUAACUACGUUUAAAAGAUAUUUGGACAGGUACAUGGAUAGGAAAUGUUUAGAGGGAUAUGGGCCAAACGCGGGCAGGUGGGAUUAGUGUAGAUGGGGCAUGUUGGUCAGCAGGGGGGAAGUUGAGUUGAAGAGCCUGUUUUCAACUGUAUGACUAUAAAUGGCUUCCUUUCCAAAGAAUUCUUAACAUCUCCACUUAACGAGCUGAUGUCCAUAUUCACCAAGUUCGGUAUUGGUAUUAGUUUGUGUCGGAAGGAACUACAGAUGCUGGUUUAUACUGAAGAUGGACACAAAGUGCUGGAGUAACUCAGCUGAUCAGGCAGCAUCUGUGGAGAAAAAUGAGUUGUGAAGAAAAAGGUUGGAACGUUUUUCAGACUGCCAUCUGUCUAUGUGACAGUGCCUGUCAUUGGUAUUAGUUUGUUGUUUGAGUCCAGUGACUUUAGACCUUAGAGAUACAGUGCAUAAAUAGGCCUUUCGGCCCAUUGAGUCAGCGCCAACUAGCAAUCCUCGCACCAUUCUGCACACUAAGGACAAUUUAAAAUGUUACCCCUGAGGCCAAUUAAGCAACAAACCUGUACGUCUUUGGAGUGUGGGAGGAAACCAGAACACCCGGAGAAAACCCAUGCGGUCACAGGGGGAACAUACAAACUAUGCACAGACAGCACCCACAGUCAGGAUCGAACAUGGGUCUCUGGUGCUGAAAGGCAGCAACUGUGUCACCGUGCCGAUCUGUAGAGAAGUUAUUGGUUCAUUUUGCCAUUAUGAUUUUUCCUCUCUUAGGUCACAUUGCUACCAGCUGGGUGUCCAGGUGAAGUCAUGGAAUUUGCCUGCAGUCACAUUGUGUACAAGCCACAAAACACAACUUCCACAAAUGGCAGAAACAGACCCUGUGAUCAUGUUGAAAAUCAAACUUAUUCAGGCACAAACUUCAGAGCCUUUCCACCACAGACCCAAGGUAGUGUCCAUGAAUAUGACAACCGGUUCUUAGUAUCGUCUCCGGCUGGGAAGGAAUGUCUCUAUGCCACAGUGCCGAAGUCCGCACACAGGAGGAACCAGGCAAGGAUUCAAGGGCCUCCUAUUGUAGCCAGAAUGUUAUCGCUUCCAGAAGAUGAAGACAGCCAGGCACCUCCUCUGCCUCCACGCCUCAGUGAUGGGAAGCCUAACGUCUCCUCUGCGCAUCGACUCUGUACAAUGCUACCAGCCAAACCGUCUUCACAUUCCCGGGUCCCUCCACCUCGACCCAAGAGGAUUUCACCGCCCUCAAAGAACUUCACUUCCAAUGUGGAUGGGAAAGCCAAUAUAAAUGUGGUUUCCCUUAACUUGGGAAAGUUGGUGGAGAUCGAUAGUGUGCAAGCACAGAAUGUGGAAGCCGUUCACUGCCAAAACUGUUCAGCAGUCUUGUCCUGCAUCAGUCGGAUUCACCAACAACAUGCAGACAUAGUCUGGCCUUGCGAGUUCUGUAAAAAGCAUAACGUUGUCACUCGAUCCUUCAGAACAGUACCAAACAUUCAGGAUGUCGUAUAUAUCCCUGGGCCAAUCGAUGAUGACUACAUCAAUGUGGAUGACUCCUUGGUCAUUUUCUGUGUGGAUAUCUCGGGAAGUAUGUGUGUAACCCAUGAGGUCAAGGCUACCCACGGUUUCGGGACAGUUCAUAUAUCAAGGUUACAGAACGUUCAAGAAGCUAUCUUGACUUCUUUGAAGCACAUGACACAGACCUGUCCCCAGAAGCGGGUUGCCUUGGUGACAUUUAACGAUGAGGUAACCAUCUAUGGUGAUGGAACACAGAUGCCCACAAGACUGAGUAAUUAUCAGCUGUUGGAUUCAGACUUCCUAAAGGAAAAAGGCAGAGAUUAUCCCAGGCCAGAGUGCAUAGCAGAGAGCAUUCAAACACUAAGCUACAGGGUCCAAGAGAUGAAAGAGAAAGGUGCUACUGCCCUGGGUCCAGCUGCACUUGUAGCAGUGUCGAUGGCAUCAAUGAGUCCCGGCUCAAAGGUGAUCAUCUGUACAGAUGGGAAGGCAAAUAUAGGCCUGGGAUACUUGGAGAGCAUGGAGGAAGAUAUGCAUGCCUACUCCAAACAAUUCUACACCGAUUUAGGAGAGCAAGCAACUUUAAAUGGGGUGAUUGUAUCAAUUCUGACAAUAGAGGGCACUGACUGUAGAUUGGCAGAACUUGGAAACCUGGCAGAUCGGACAGGAGGAAGGGUCAACAUUGUCAAUCCAACUAAUUUGCCCAACGAGAUUCAAGCUACUUUGGAAGAUGAUGUGAUUGCGACUGAUGUUACUGUUACCUUUGUAGUCACUCAACAAAUGUAUUUCAGGUAUGAAGCGCAAACAGGAAAUAAGUUGGUGAAGCAAGUUGGAAAUGUUACCAAAGAUACGGAGAUGACAUUUGAAUUCGGAAUAAAGGAAUCCCACAUUCAAACUGUUCAGGAUAAUGAAAAACUGCCCUUCCAGCUGCAAGUGAACUUUACCACUCCUGAUAGAAGAAAGGCUUGUCGUAUCAUCAGUCUGGAGAAACGAAUCACAAACAACAGUUCCCUGGUUGAGGAGAGUGUGAACAUAACGGUGCUGGGAAUACAUGCAGCACAGCUCAGUGGUCGUCUGACGAUGGAGGGCCGAGUGAAAGAAGCUUGCAGCGAGAUGGCCGCACAGAAGGAGCUCAUCCAGAAGAUCGUUGAAAAGAAACAUAAUCAAGAAGAGGAAGAUAUUUAUCAGAACUGGCUGCGAUCAGUGGCAGUCGUGUGUGAGGACCUUGCCCAUUCUGAGGAGGUGGAAGGUGUGGCAAAAUCAAAAAAUUGUGAAGAAAAAAGUGAUUCUGUUUUCAAGAUAUUUUCCGAUGAGGUUGCAAGUACGAUUUAUCGUCUAAAGAAUGCAAGGAGUAAAAUGUUGAAGAAGCCGGGGCCUAAACAAGCAGCUCCUUCAUUGCCGACGACUUAAUCAGGGAGAUCGGAGAAAUGGAUCGGCUGAAAGUCUGUAAUGGAACUGCAAUUUUUAAUUCUUUGUAUUUUACAAAAUAUAACUGCCUGUAAAAAAAACUAAAAGAAUCCUCUUUUUAUUGUCCCGCUGAGUUACUUCAGACACUUUGUGUCUAUCUUCGAUAUACAGCAGCAUCACCAGUUCCUUCCUACAUACACUUAUUUUACAGGA